AUGGCCACAGAAAUCAAGGUUGAAAUCAUCCAGAGGCAAACAGUUAAACCAUCCUCCCCAACUCCUCAUCACCUUAGAAAUUAUAAGCUCUCUAUUUUGGAUCAGAUGGCCCUUCAAACCUACAUCCCAAUCCUUCUCUUCUAUCCCAAUGCUGCUGAUGCUACUAGCAACAAUGUCAUGGCCACCGAUGAAAGAUGUCCGCAUCUAAUGCAAUCCUUAGCUAAAACUCUCACUCACUUCUAUCCUUCGGCAGGAAGAAUCAAAGGUGACGCCGUGAUUGAAUGUAACGAUGAUGGAGCUGAGUUUGUGGAAGCCCGAGUCAAGUGUUCCUUAUCAGAGAUUUUCGAACACCCAGAUGCUGAGAUGUUAAGACGAUUCCUACCAGUUGAACCCGAGUCUAGAGAAGCGGGCACCGGCACGUUGCUUCUUGUUCAAGUCAACUUGUUUGAGUGUGGUGGAAUGGCAAUUGGGUUUAGCAUUUCUCAUAAGUUUGAGCCACUGCCAUCCGUGGAAGUCGAUAAGGAAAAGUUCAUAACAAGGAGGUUUGUGUUUGAUGCCUCAAAGAUUGCUGCUCUCCAAUCUAAGGUAACCAGCUCAGUUGUGCCCAAACCAACAAGAGUAGAAGCAGCUUCAGCACUCAUUUGGAAAUGCAAAAUUGAAGCAUCAUCCCGAUCAUCAUCAAACACGUUGGGGACUAGCCUAAUAAGGCCAUCAGUCUUCUCUCACUCUGUGAACAUGCGUAAAAUGGCAGUGCCACCCUUGCCAGAAAACUUGGUUGGGAAUCUAGUAGAUUUUUCGACAACCAACUAUUCUCACUCUGGAGAGAAUUCCACUGUGAUAGAUUUGAAAGGCUUGGUGGCAAAAAUCAGGGGAGGACUUGAAGAAACAAAAGAACGUCAUGCUGCAGUAGUAGUAUUUGAUUCUAACGAAGCAUGGCAAAACAUGGAAUGGUACAUAAACCUGAUGAAAAAUGAUGACAUAGACAAGUUUAUCUGCUCAAGUUGGUGUAGGUUUCCAUUUUAUGAAGCCGAUUUCGGAUGGGGAAAGCCAUCAUGGGUGAGCUACGUUGCUGUUGCAAUUAACAAUGUAACUGUUUUGAUGGACAAAAGAGAUGACAAUGGAAUAGAAGCAUGGGUGACUCUGAGCCAAGAGAACAUGGCCUUAUUUGAAAGCAACAAGGAGCUGCUUGAUUAUGCUUCUCUGAACCCUAGGGUCACCAACUGA
Messenger RNA from Prunus armeniaca (apricot), 1224 nucleotides. The record is from the annotation of a GenBank genome assembly. NCBI's taxonomy places the organism in Eukaryota, Viridiplantae, Streptophyta, Magnoliopsida, Rosales, Rosaceae.